Perca flavescens (yellow perch) is the source of this 1163-nucleotide messenger RNA. RefSeq names its product C-type lectin domain family 10 member A-like. Bases 106 to 1095 code for a protein of 329 amino acids. The record is from RefSeq and is a predicted model, not a curated record. The transcript is spliced from 7 exons. NCBI's taxonomy places the organism in Eukaryota, Metazoa, Chordata, Actinopteri, Perciformes, Percidae.
AAAAACACAGUCACAUCCGCAAAGUAGAAGUCUAGUAAAGACCAUCACAGCGGAGCAGACUCCCUCCUAACAGCUCUCAUACAGGACUGCAGCAGGACUUUAAACAUGUUCAGGAUGAACAGAAAUCCACAGGAGGAAAUUGAGGAAAUUGAGGAAGAAGCAGCAGCUAACUAUGUUAAUGCACCAGCAUGCACUGUGGAGAAAAUGGCAGCUCGUCCAGACCAGAGGUUUCACUGCUUCUCUCAGUCUUUUCUACUGAUAGCAGUGUGUUGGCUGAUACUGUUGGUCAUCAUGGGCCUCCGUAUCUACUUUACCAAACGCAACCUCAACGACAAACUCAGCGUCUUAGAAAACCCAAUCACAAACCUGACUGCAGUAUACCAGAAGCUGGAGACACGAAACCAGGAGCUGGAGACACAAAACCAGGAGCUGGAGACACAAAACCAGGAGCUGGAGACACAAAACCUGGAGCUGGAGACACAAAGCCAGGAGUUGGAGACACAAAACCAGGAGCUGGAGACACGAAACCAGGAGCUGGAAACACGAAACCAGGAGAUGGAGACACGAAACCAGGAGCUGGAGACACAAAACCAGGAGCUGGAGACACGAAACCAGGAGAUUAACAAUUUAAGAGGACCAAUACAAAACAUCAGACAAGCUCAGUGGAUCAUUGAUGAAUACUGCCCCAAAGAAAAUAACGAGAGACGGUGUAGAGCUUGUCAGAAAGGCUGGGAACUCAUCCAGUCCAGCUGCUAUCUGUUUUAUAAGACUGAUCAGAAAACCUGGGAAGAAGCUCGAGAAGACUGCACAGCACGGAGUUCAGAUUUGGUUGUUAUACAGAGUCAAGGUGAACAGAAUGUACUGAGUUUUUACAGCGGGUACUGGGUUGGCGUGAGAGCUGAAGGAGGGAGAUGGAAGUGGAUCAAUGGACGUGAUCUGACUGAAAGUAACGGCGGCUGGAUAAAUGAACAACCAAAUGCUACUGAUGGUCAGUGUGUAGUUUAUGACGUGUUCAAAUGGAGAUACGGAUGGAGAUCAGAGAACUGUGCUGAGAGAAAUAGAUGGAUCUGCAAAAAGAAGGUUUUAUCUGUUUAAAGACUGCAUUCAGACUUGAGAAGGUUACUGGAUAUUCUGCAUGAUAAUAUCAACUGGCUUCAUAAAUA